GGGCGUUGGGUCCAAAGACCGCAGCCACUUCGGGCGGUGGUCUCUGGCGCUGGAUCAUGCUACUACGAGCCGCUUGGAGGCGGGCGGCCUUGGCGGUGAAGGCGGCUCCGGGGCCGAGGCCCGUGGUCCCCUCUCGGGGGCUGCGCCUGCGCGUUGUGGACCAUGCUCCCCAGUCGGUGGUUCCCUCCGACAGGAUCGUGGCUCCUGAGGCGGGGUCAGUGCUACGUCCUCUCUACAUGGAUGUGCAAGCUACGACUCCGCUGGACCCUCGGGUACUUGAUGCCAUGCUCCCUUACCUGGUCAACUACUAUGGGAACCCACACUCCCGGACGCAUGCUUAUGGCUGGGAGAGUGAGGCAGCCAUGGAACAUGCUCGCCAGCAAGUAGCAUCUCUCAUUGGGGCUGAUCCUCGUGAGGUCAUUUUUACUAGUGGUGCGACCGAAUCUAACAACAUAGCAAUUAAGGGGGUGGCCAGGUUCUAUAGAUCACGGAAAAAGCACUUGAUCACCACCCAGACAGAACACAAAUGUGUCUUGGACUCUUGCCGUUCACUGGAAGCUGAGGGCUUUCAGGUUACUUACCUACCAGUACAGAAGAGUGGGAUCAUCGACCUGAAGGAACUCGAGGCUGCUAUCCAGGAAGACACUAGCCUGGUCUCAGUCAUGACUGUGAACAAUGAAAUUGGAGUGAAGCAGCCUAUUGCAGAAAUAGGGCGGAUUUGCAGUUCCAGAAAGGUGUAUUUCCAUACUGAUGCAGCCCAGGCUGUUGGAAAAAUCCCACUUGAUGUCAACGACAUGAAAAUUGAUCUCAUGAGUAUCAGUGGUCACAAAAUAUAUGGUCCGAAAGGUACCAGGCCUUCCUAGAGUUUCUCCUCUCUGUACCUUCCAGCAAGACCUUUUACAGAUGUCGAGGCUGCGGUGACUGGGAUGCCCAAGCUCAGGGGUUUGAGACCAGCCUGGACAAUACCCACACCCUUAGUGGUGGGGUUGGGGGCUGCGUGUGAGGUGGCACAGCAAGAGAUGGAGUAUGACCAUAAGCGGAUCUCAAAGUUAGCAGAGCGGCUGAUACAGAAAAUAAUGAAGAGCCUUCCAGAUGUGGUGAUGAAUGGGGACCCUAAGCACCACUACCCUGGCUGUAUCAAUCUCUCAUUUGCCUAUGUGGAAGGAGAAAGUCUGCUGAUGGCACUGAAGGAUGUCGCCUUAUCCUCGGGGAGUGCCUGCACCUCUGCGUCCUUGGAGCCCUCUUAUGUCCUUAGAGCAAUUGGCACUGAUGAGGAUUUAGCACAUUCUUCCAUCAGGUUUGGCGUCGGCCGCUUCACUACAGAGGAGGAAGUGGACUAUACAGUGGAGAAAUGCAUUCAGCAUGUGAAGCGUCUCCGAGAAAUGAGCCCUCUCUGGGAGAUGGUUCAGGAUGGCAUUGACCUCAAGAGCAUAAAGUGGACCCAACACUAGAAGAAUGGACCCCUGGCUCAUCAACCCACAUAUAGCCAUGCCCCUUUGUUAUGCCCAAUGGAUGCUCCAGAAUUGGUGUAAGCCAGUUGUUUUCAACAUCAACCCACUUCUAUGACAGAAACACAACUACCUUUCCCCAGCUUCAGUUCCUCUGGUGGGGAACACUCUCCAUUUCUCUCCAGGAGUUUUUCUGUCCUCUUACAAUGUGUGGACAUUUUCAUCCUGAAGCAAUAGAAACAUUUGUUAUGAUAUUGCUGCUGGACAUCUCCGUGUCCUUGGUGGGGAGAGCAAGAGGAACCAGAAGAAGGUUCUUUGUUCAGGGACCCUGGCUCUACAAAAGGAGGACAUUUGAGUAAUCGCUUUCUGCUACUCAACUGGAAUGGCUUCUUCAGCAAUUACAUAAUCAACUACAAUUGAAUGUUUUUUGUAUCUCCAAAGAUAUCUCUUCAUUGACUGUAGACUGAACAGCAAGUUUCUUGGAAGGCUUGUCUCCUUUCUACUCUUUUCUUUCCUUUCCUUUAUUUUUACCUAAUGCAGUUAUAAAUAUUUAUAUGACUCCACCCAUUAAUACCA
Carlito syrichta (Philippine tarsier) is the source of this 2024-nucleotide messenger RNA. RefSeq names its product NFS1, cysteine desulfurase (gene NFS1). The record is from RefSeq and is a predicted model, not a curated record. The transcript is spliced from 15 exons. Lineage: Eukaryota; Metazoa; Chordata; Mammalia; Primates; Tarsiidae. Gene Ontology annotation, biological process: [2Fe-2S] cluster assembly. Gene Ontology annotation, cellular component: nucleus; cytosol; mitochondrion. Gene Ontology annotation, molecular function: pyridoxal phosphate binding; cysteine desulfurase activity.